AUGACAGGCGUGGCGAUUAAGAUAAUAGACGUCGAGCAAGGCAAGAAGGACUACGUGAUGAAGAACCUGACGAGGGAGGCGAAGGUCUUGUCAAUGCUGCAGCAUCCGAGCAUCGUGAGACUCUACGAAACUAUCCGGUACGGAUCUGUGUACUAUCUCGUGACGGAACUCGCGACCGGCGGCGACCUGUGCACACACAUUAAGGAGCAGCCGGCCGGUAAACUGGACGAGAACACGGCGAGGCUCUAUGCCAGACAGCUGGUCGCCGCGCUCAAGCACAUGCACUCGAAAGGAGUCGUUCACCGAGAUCUUAAAAUGGAGAACAUCGUAUUGCAAGACGAACGCAAGGAACAGAUCAAGAUAGUGGAUUUUGGUCUCAGCAAUAUUUAUGCCAGCGAUGAUCCUCUACGAACGCACUGCGGAUCUCCGGAGUAUGCUGCUCCCGAACUCUUUGUCGUAGGUAAACGAUACGGACCGGAAGUAGAUUUGUGGAGUCUAAUGGCGAAAAAUAAUUUACGAAAUGAUACAUCCGGAAACUCUGACAAUAUCGAUGGUAUAAUCGUCAUGCGACACAACCAGGUGCAAGAUCGAUCAGUCAAAAAAUCUUCAUUACACGGUUCUACGACGUGGAACUGGCGAUGCCGCUCCGGAAACGAAAAUCACUCUUCCGAGGAACGAAGAAAUUACGGGAUUCGUUACGAUACCAUGAAUACCAUGUCUUUAACGCCCCAGCAAUGUCGUGUGCCGCAAAUUACAAAAACUCAGGGCGAUAAGCUUUCAGAUCGACGAUUGUACAGGAGAGUUUUCAUAAAAAGAUACUUGCUCCACCAUGGCGAUGUCGAAUUGGUAGUGCAAGAAUUAAAAGAGAUACAUGAAGCUAUAAAAGACGCCUUUAGAACGAAGUAUGCAAAAUGGCAAAUAGAAAUCCGGUGA
Cyphomyrmex costatus is the source of this 933-nucleotide messenger RNA. Its product is annotated as hormonally up-regulated neu tumor-associated kinase. The record is from RefSeq and is a predicted model, not a curated record. Gene Ontology annotation, biological process: protein phosphorylation; intracellular signal transduction. NCBI's taxonomy places the organism in Eukaryota, Metazoa, Arthropoda, Insecta, Hymenoptera, Formicidae. The transcript is spliced from 8 exons. Gene Ontology annotation, molecular function: ATP binding; protein serine/threonine kinase activity. The coding region runs from base 1 to 933 and encodes 310 amino acids. Gene Ontology annotation, cellular component: cytoplasm.